Messenger RNA from Prunus armeniaca (apricot), 456 nucleotides. The record is from the annotation of a GenBank genome assembly. NCBI's taxonomy places the organism in Eukaryota, Viridiplantae, Streptophyta, Magnoliopsida, Rosales, Rosaceae.
AUGAUCCAUGUGAUGGUUCACUUCCCAGAAGAGGCAUUGCUUGCUGGUCCUGUCAACUAUUGCUGGAUGUAUCCAAUAGAAAGGCUUCUCGAAGAGCUGAAAAAAAGUGUACGCAACAGGGCGAGGCCCGAAGGAUCAAUUAUAGAGGCUUGGGUUCAAUAUGAGUCGCUUACUUUCUGCGGAAUGUAUUUAAAAGAUGUGGAGACGGCUUUCAAUCGUCCUCAGCGCAAUAAUGACGGAGGUAUGAGAAAUGAAAAACUUUAUGUUUUUGCCCAAAGCACACGACCCUUUGGAGAUCCUGGACGAGGAGAGUCGUUUUCUAGAAAUGACAUGGAGGUAGCACAUUGGUUCGUACUGAACAAUUGUAAUGAGAUAAUAGCAUACUUAGAUGAGCAUGAAGAGAUGAUGAAGCGAGAACAUCCAUCACAUUUGGUUGCCCAGAAACACCGUGAAUAA